Stylonychia lemnae is the source of this 2505-nucleotide messenger RNA. Lineage: Eukaryota; Ciliophora; Spirotrichea; Sporadotrichida; Oxytrichidae. The record is from the annotation of a GenBank genome assembly.
AUGGCUAAAAAACUUAAUUAUAAAGAUAACUUAGUCGACCUAGAAAAUCCUGCUGAUAAUUAGAUGCAUAGAUAAUAUCUCAAUACAAUGCCAAACAGAAAAGAAAGAGGCUUGUAUGUUGAGGAUGAGCAAGUAGAAUAAGAUGAUGAUGACUCAGUGGAAGAUGAUGAGAAUGAAGAUUAUUAAAAUGACUUGUAUGAGGACUCGGACUAAUAGGAGUUAGCUCACUAAGAGGUAAAUCACUUGUAGAUUGAAGAGAUUAAUCAUAAGUAGAACUAUAAGUCUUAAGAGUAAAAUAUUAAAUAACUAGAUCAGAAAAGUCAAUAAAAGCAAAUAUAAUUGCAGUAGCAACAAUAACAAGAUUAGGUUGUGGUUGACUUGACAAAAUACAAAGGAAUAUACUACAAUGACGACAACAAGAAAUUCCAAGAUGAUGAGACAGGUGCGCACUUUGAGUUUAUUGACUUGUGCCACAGAUUAGACCAACUACUCAAGUACAGGUAGAAGAUUGAAGAAAAAGAAAAAUCAAUGCAAAAACAAGCAGAAUUAAAGAAUUAAGCUCCGAUAUAAAUUGAAUAAAACAAAAAGCAAAUAGCAUCUUAAAGCUAAAGAACAUACACACAGUUGAAAUUCAUCGAUGAUGCCUUGAAUUAAGACAGCAGUCAAUACGGAGUACCUAGUGAAAACUUUGUCGAUGAAACCAUAGAGGAAAGAAGACCAUUUCUAUAUGAUCAGAUCAGCAAUUAGAAUAAAGCUAAAUUUUCUAAUUCUCAUGUUCCCAUUAAUUAGCAAAAACAAAAGGACUCAAAGCGUAACAAAGACUCAUCUAAUUAAAGCAAAAAGCAAAAAGGCCAAAUAGUAAAAAGUAAUUCAAACGGGACACUCAUAGAUGAUCUUAUGAGUGAGCCUUCUAAUACUAGAUUAAUGUUUAAAAAUAAGUUCUCAGAGCAUGAGUAGCUCUAAUUUAACCGUGGACAAUCAGCUACACUCACCAAUUUUCAAUAGAUUCAAUAGAUUAAUUAGAAUCAGAACUAUUAAUAGCAAUUAAAUAUGAUGUAGUCCCGUAGCACAAAAGAACUAGGCUAAGAACACUAUCCAUAACAGGAGCAUCAAAACUUCUAGCAGCAGUUAUAGAGUAAUAGUAACGGAAGAUACAGCUUGAAAGGAAAUAAGGUUGCUAUAUAAAAAAAUGAUCAAAAUAGUAAAAGGCAAAUGGCUGUCAAAGCAGUUAGGACUAACCCUGCCUUAAGCCACUUUAUGCAGAAAAAUAACGUUGGGAAUGUACAUCAAGUAAUGAAUACUAGUAAUAGCGGUAAACUUGAAGGUAUUCUCAAGUCAAAUAGCAGAAAUUAGUUGUUAGAGUAGACUAGCAGGUCAAAUAUAUAUGGGAAUGCCUUGCAUUAAAGUAGUAUAGUUAAAAUAAAUGGCUUAGGGACUCAAUUAUUUGAUAAGAAAAAGACAUCCCCCAAAAAUGCAAAACUUUAUCAAAUGUCCGGUUCUGAUAUCAGAUCAAGUUUGAAGCCCCAACCUUAAAUGACUAAAAGCUUUAUUCUGGUGGGAAAGUCUUCUCAGUUGAAUGGCAAUCAGAAUUUUACUUUAAAUACUUCAAGACCUUCAUAACUAAAGUAAACAUAAAGAAUUUAGCCAAGCAAAAGCAAAGGUGUUUAACUUAAGACUUAUCAAGGAGAUUUCACAAGAUCCAAAUAUCAAUAACAUAGUAGAGCGCUUGAAAGUAUUGUUUCUAAAUAGAACUUUGAUUAGAGCAUGCGCUAACUUGCUCAAAGCAUUCUAGGAUCAAAGGACAAUCUUAAUGCAAACACUAAGAGUAGAAAUACAAAUCAGAUCUUCUCAACUACAAGCACAAAUAAUAACUAUAACAAUGGUAUUAAUGUCAAUAAAACAGGAGGAAGCUAGGGUGCAGUAUCUUCGCAAGGAGCGAAUACUUAGAAGCAUGCAAAUUAAGUAUCUUCAGUUGAGACUAUUCUAGUUACAGCUAAAAUGCCACCAAACAAUACUCUGAGUAAUAUGGGCGGAUCCAGUUCCUAAGGUAAAUCUAGUUCAAGAAACGUCACAAACAAAGGAUCAAUUGCUGGAUUGCCUCAAGGAAAUAGUUUGAACAUUGAGGCUUAAAGAUAAAAAGCAAUAAAGUCAUCACUCGGUUUAAAUAAGACUUCAAAAACAAUUGGAGCCCAACACUAAUUCAAUUAAAGCAAUGUGAAUAGAAUCUAGGGUAAGAGUAUCUUUCCAAGUAAAACCACUACCCAUAUUAAAUCUGACUUCACCAAUCCUACUGUCAAGUUAGUCAGUAGUUAAAACUUUGGAGGAAGUCCGACUCAUCACAACAAUCUUGUGAGUAGUAUUAUUAAUGAGAAUAGCUAGGGAAGUGCUAUUAAGUAAAUACUUAAGAAUCAGCACAGCAGUAAUAGCAACAUGCUCUCUUCUUAGGAUAAAUUACGUAAAAGCAUAGGCAAAUCAACUGAUAAGCGAUCAUUCAUUGGUAAAUGA